CCACAUCUCAGCUCACCAGAGUUAGCAUCUCGUUCCAUCCCUGGCUUCCCCAGCAUGAGUCGCCAAUUCACCUACAAGUCAGGAGCUGCUUCCAAGGGGGGCUUCAGCGGCUGUUCAGCUGUGCUCUCAGGGGGAAGCUCAUCCUCCUAUCGAGCAGGGGGCAAACCGUUCAGCGGGGACUUCGGAAGCCGGAGCCUGUACAACCUGGGGGGCACCCGGAGCAUCUCUUUCAACAUGGCCAGUAGCAGUGGGCGGGCAGGGAACUACGGGUUAAGCCGAGGCCGAACCAGUGGCUUUGCUGGCAGCAUGUUUGGCAGCAUGGCCCUGGGGCCCGUGUGUCCACCUGUGUCCCCUACAGGGGGCAUCCACCAGGUCACCAUCAACAAGAGCCUCCUGGUCCCCCUCAACGUGGAGCUGGACCCUGAGAUCCAGAAAGUUCGUGCCCAGGAGUGGGAGCAGAUCAAGGCACUGAACAACAAGUUUGCCUCCUUCAUCGACAAGGUGCGGUUCCUGGAGCAGCAGAACCAGGUGCUGGAGACCAAGUGGGAGCUGCUGCAGCAGCUGGACCUGAACAACUGUAAGAACAACCUGGAGCCCAUCCUCGAGGGCUACAUCAGCACCCUGCAGAAGCAGCUGGAGGUGCUGUCCGGGGACAGGGUGAGGCUGGACUCAGAGCUGAGGAGCACGCGGGACAUGGUGGAGGACUACAAGAAGAGGUAUGAGGAGCAAAUAAAUAAGCGCACGAGUGCCGAGAAUGAAUUUGUGGUGCUUAAGAAGGACGUGGAUGCAGCUUACAUGAGCAAGGUGGAGCUGCAAGCCAAGGUAGAUGCCCUGGACGGAGAAAUCAAGUUGUUCAAGUGCCUGUACGAGGGGGAGAUUGCUCAGAUCCAGUCCCACAUCAGUGACACAUCCGUCAUCCUCUCCAUGGACAACAAUCGGAGCCUGGACCUGGACAGCAUCAUUGCGGAGGUCCAAGCCCAGUACGAGGAGAUCGCCCUCAAGAGCAAAGCCGAGGCCGAGGCCCUGUACCAGACCAAGUUCCAAGAGCUCCAGCUGGCAGCCGGCCAGCAUGGGGAUGACCUCAAACACACCAAGAACGAGAUCUCAGAGCUGACCCGGCUCAUCCAAAGGCUGCACUCGGAGAUCGAGAGUGUGAAGAAGCAGUGCUCCAAUCUGGAGACGGCCAUUGCUGAUGCCGAACAGCGGGGAGACAACGCUCUGAAGGAUGCCCGGGCCAAGCUGGACGAGCUGGAGGGUGCCCUGCACCAGGCCAAGGAGGAGCUGGCCCGGAUGCUGCGCGAGUACCAGGAGCUCAUGAGCACAAAGCUGGCCCUGGACAUCGAGAUCGCCACCUACCGCAAGCUGCUGGAGGGCGAGGAGUGCCGGAUGUCUGGAGAAUUCACCAAUUCUGUGAGCAUAUUCAUCAGCAGCUCCACAGCUGGGACCGCAGGCUCAGGAGCCAGCUUUGGGUUCAGCGGCACCGGCACCUAUGGCUACCGACCCAGCUCCGUUGGUAGGGGCUACAGCAUCCUGUCUGGGGGCUGUGUCACUGGCAGCGGGAACUGCAGCCCCCGAGGAGAGUCCAAAACUAGGCUGGGAAGUGCAAGUGAGUUCAACUUCCCACCUGGGAAGACCCCAGCUGUGAGCCUACCCACCAAGAAAACCACACGAUAACGUGAAGGACAGCCGUUCAGACGCCUUGCUCUGGUUUCUCAUGGACUCUCCCUCCAAGAAAUUCUUCUGUCGCGUUGUCAUCAUCUCCUUUUUGCUUUGCUUUGCCACUGACAUCUCCUUUCUUAUAACUCUGUGCCUUGGUCUUUCUUAAGAAUCAAGGGUUCUAGCACACCCUUCUGCCUUCACACCAAGAGAAGGAUAUACCUCUUAACCCAGGCUUGCCUUCCUGAAGCACUGCCAAGGAGAAAGACUUGGCCUUUCCUCUGGCCUGCGCACCCCCUUCAGAGGAAGGUUUUCUCUCUAGCCAUCCCAGUUCUCCUGCUGUCCCCACCAUGCCAUGGCCCAGGUAGUUAUUUGGCCCAGGUAGUGUGCUCCAUGGGUACAUGAGAUGACAGGUCCACUGACAGACCUGCAAGGACUGUCUCUUGUUAAAGCAACACCAGCUCUGGGGAAACACCAGGUUAUUGAUUGUCCCUUGCGUAAUGACUGCAGACUCUAUAGCUGAGAGUACCUCUGACGGCUGGUCCCAUCGAUGAAAGGAUUUGUGCUCACAGCAUGUGAGUUCUUGUCCUCCUUCAGGCCUUUCUUCCUACUUCCCUAUCUCACCAAUAAACUUCUACAACUCA
Sus scrofa (pig) is the source of this 2300-nucleotide messenger RNA. It is a transcript of the gene KRT73, whose product is annotated as keratin 73. Gene Ontology annotation, cellular component: keratin filament. Gene Ontology annotation, molecular function: structural constituent of skin epidermis. NCBI's taxonomy places the organism in Eukaryota, Metazoa, Chordata, Mammalia, Artiodactyla, Suidae. Gene Ontology annotation, biological process: intermediate filament organization; keratinization. The record is from RefSeq and is a predicted model, not a curated record.